Molecule: messenger RNA, 552 nt
Organism: Alosa alosa (allis shad)
Lineage: Eukaryota; Metazoa; Chordata; Actinopteri; Clupeiformes; Clupeidae
Gene: cfap90
Product: chromosome 20 C5orf49 homolog
Exons: 3
Coding region: 84-497 (137 amino acids)
Source: RefSeq, a predicted model, not a curated record
UGUGGACGCUGUGUGUGGACACAGUCCUGCCUGGUAGCGAAAAAAAGCCUUCGAGUUAUCAAUAGGUUAUCCUCACUUAAAUUAUGGACUUGCUGUCCCAAGCAGAAACGAAACCACUCUCUACUUUGUCAGUGUUUAGUUUUAUCCCAUCUAGAAGAUCUGAACCGAAAGAGAUGACCUAUUUCAACUUCACAAAUCCCAGGGCUCGAGAGGUACACCAGUAUGACUUAUACAGACGAACGGAAGGUUAUGACAACAAAUUACACCGUGAUGAUAGACAACAUGCAAAAGGCAGAGGUCUCGACUUCUACAUUGAGGAGUCAACGCGGCCUCUUCCAGUUUUAUCCUCCUCUGAGUAUGGGCGACGUUUACCACCUCCCUCCAACCAAUCUGGACGCCAGUUCGCUCAAGUGAACAUUAUCCAAGCUGAGUUCUUCCGGAAAAAUGGAAUCACAAGAUCGGUGGAGGAGGGAUACGGACCAGUCAUCCCUGUUUGAGGCGCAUUCUUUAUACUGUAAUGUUAUGUCAAAUAUACAUACACACAGUAAGAGA